Molecule: messenger RNA, 1246 nt
Organism: Phyllotreta striolata
Lineage: Eukaryota; Metazoa; Arthropoda; Insecta; Coleoptera; Chrysomelidae
Source: the annotation of a GenBank genome assembly
UUUUUGAACUUGUGUUGAAAAGUAAGUAUCGGCCUGUGAAAUUAAAUAAACUGAUAACAAAGCACUUGAUCGAUAUUUACAUAAAUUAUGUUUAUCUAUACAAUUUAGUAAUUCUUUUUAAAAAUUUACUUUUAUUUUGCGAUUCGUUCUUUUCGCUUCGCAAGUGUUCUCUUAAACAUUUCGUUGGUUAAAAAUAAAAUGGGCAAAGUACCGACAAUCAAGUUCAACAAUGGCAGGGAGUACCCUGUUUUCGGCUUGGGAACUUGGAAGUCCUCACCUGGUGAAGUAGCUCAAGCUGUUAAAGAUGCCAUCGAUAUAGGCUACCGUCACAUCGAUUGCGCUUGGCUGUAUGGCAAUGAAAAGGAAGUCGGGGAAGCCCUUAAAGCUAAAAUAUCAGACGGUACCGUUAAAAGAGAAGAUCUCUACAUUACCAGUAAAUUGUGGAUCACCUUCCUCCGACCAGACUUGGUAGAGAAAGCUCUAAGAGAGACUUUGCAGAAUUUGGGUUUGGAUUAUUUAGAUUUGUAUCUCAUUCACUGGCCUAUGGCUUACAAAGAGGGAGCUGAGGUUUUUCCAACAAGAGAAGACGGUUCAAUAAUAUUCAGCGAUGUUGAUUACGUAGAUACUUGGAAAGAAAUGGAGAAACUCCAGCAACAAGGUCUUGUCAAAUCAGUAGGAGUGUCUAACUUCAACAAAAGGCAACUCGAAAGAGUUUUAGCUAUUGCCAAAGUGAAACCUGUUUGUAACCAGAUCGAAUGCCACCCUUACCUCAAUCAGAAGAAGCUGAUCGAUUUCUGCAGGUCUAAGGACAUUGUUAUUACAGCUUACAGCCCACUGGGGUCUCCGGAUAGUCCGUUCGUCAAGCCGGGCGAUCCGCAACUUUUGGAAGAUCCCAAGCUCAAAGAAUUCGCCGCUAAACACAAUAAAACUCCCGCUCAGAUCGUGCUGAGAUAUCAAGUAGAGAGAGGCCUCAUCGUCAUUCCUAAAUCCGUUAACAAGGCCAGAAUCCAACAAAAUUUCGACAUCUUUGAUUUCAGUUUGAACAAAGAAGAUAUGGCUUAUAUCGACAGUUUCGAUUGUAACGGAAGAUUGCUUCUUGUCGACUCUGCUUAUGGUCAUCCUCACCAUCCUUUCGAGAACGAUGAAUUUUAAAAAAAUGUUUUUAAUGUUAUACAUGUUAUUAAAUCUCAUUCCAGUUGUGCAUUUACUGUUUCUUUAAAUUACUUACCUCAAAUAGUUUUUAUUA